Messenger RNA from Apus apus (common swift), 5683 nucleotides. RefSeq names its product adaptor related protein complex 2 subunit alpha 2 (gene AP2A2). Gene Ontology annotation, cellular component: AP-2 adaptor complex; membrane coat. The transcript has 23 exons. The record is from RefSeq and is a predicted model, not a curated record. The coding region runs from base 119 to 3016 and encodes 965 amino acids. Gene Ontology annotation, molecular function: clathrin-cargo adaptor activity. Gene Ontology annotation, biological process: intracellular protein transport; clathrin-dependent endocytosis. Lineage: Eukaryota; Metazoa; Chordata; Aves; Apodiformes; Apodidae.
CGCUGCAGAGGCGGCGGCGGUAGCAGCGGCCUGAAGAUCCCUGCGGGGAGAUCGGGCGGCGGCCGUGGUAGUUGUGGUGCUUUGGUGUGUCGCUGGGCAGUUGUGAUCGCGUGUCAAGAUGCCUGCGGUGUCGAAGGGCGAUGGGAUGCGGGGCCUGGCGGUCUUCAUCUCCGAUAUCCGGAACUGCAAAAGUAAAGAAGCAGAGAUAAAGAGGAUAAAUAAAGAAUUAGCCAACAUUCGAUCAAAAUUUAAAGGUGACAAGGCUCUGGAUGGUUACAGUAAGAAAAAAUAUGUCUGCAAACUGCUUUUCAUCUUUCUCCUGGGUCAUGAUAUUGACUUUGGUCACAUGGAAGCUGUAAACCUGCUCAGUUCUAAUAGAUACACAGAGAAACAAAUUGGAUAUCUCUUCAUCUCCGUACUAGUGAACUCUAACAGUGAGCUGAUCCGCUUAAUAAACAAUGCGAUCAAGAAUGAUCUGGCCAGCCGCAACCCCACCUUCAUGGGGCUUGCUCUGCACUGCAUUGCUAAUGUGGGGAGCCGGGAGAUGGCGGAAGCAUUUGCUGGAGAAAUUCCAAAAAUACUUGUAGCUGGAGAUACUAUGGACAGUGUGAAGCAGAGUGCUGCCUUAUGCUUGCUGCGUUUGUAUAGAACUUCUCCUGACCUUGUCCCAAUGGGAGACUGGACAUCUAGAGUGGUGCAUCUUCUCAAUGACCAGCACUUGGGUGUGGUUACUGCAGCUACAAGUCUGAUCACUACUUUGGCACAGAAGAACCCAGAAGAGUUUAAAACUUCAGUCUCAUUGGCAGUAUCUAGAUUAAGCAGAAUUGUAACUUCAGCAUCAACAGAUCUUCAGGACUAUACAUACUACUUUGUUCCUGCUCCUUGGUUGUCUGUGAAGCUUCUGAGACUGUUACAGUGCUAUCCACCACCAGAAGACCCUGCGGUACGUGGUCGUCUAACAGAAUGCCUGGAAACUAUUCUUAACAAAGCACAGGAGCCACCAAAGUCAAAAAAAGUACAACACUCAAAUGCAAAGAAUGCUGUCCUGUUUGAGGCAAUCAGCUUAAUUAUACAUCAUGACAGUGAGCCAAAUCUACUAGUUCGUGCCUGUAACCAGCUAGGUCAGUUCUUGCAGCACCGAGAAACUAAUUUGCGUUACCUAGCACUGGAAAGCAUGUGCACGCUUGCCAGCUCUGAAUUCUCACAUGAGGCUGUGAAAACACACAUAGAAACAGUUAUCAAUGCGUUGAAGACUGAAAGAGACGUAAGUGUACGACAAAGAGCUGUAGAUCUCCUGUACGCAAUGUGUGACCGAAGCAAUGCCCAACAGAUUGUGGCUGAAAUGCUGAAUUACUUGGAGACUGCUGAUUAUUCCAUUAGAGAAGAAAUUGUUCUCAAAGUUGCAAUUCUAGCUGAGAAGUAUGCAGUGGAUUAUACCUGGUAUGUGGAUACAAUCUUGAAUCUGAUUCGCAUUGCUGGUGACUAUGUCAGUGAAGAGGUGUGGUAUCGAGUUAUUCAGAUUGUCAUCAACAGGGAUGAUGUUCAAGGAUAUGCAGCAAAGACUGUUUUUGAGGCCCUUCAAGCUCCAGCAUGCCAUGAGAAUCUUGUAAAAGUAGGUGGCUACAUCUUGGGAGAAUUUGGAAAUCUGAUAGCAGGUGAUCCAAGAUCAAGUCCCCUCAUCCAGUUCAACUUGCUACAUUCCAAGUUUCAUCUAUGUAGUGUUCCUACCCGAGCUCUACUUCUGUCUACAUACAUCAAGUUUGUGAACCUGUUUCCAGAAAUCAAAACUACAAUUCAAGAUGUGUUGCGCAGUGACAGUCAGCUAAAGAAUGCUGAUGUUGAGCUGCAACAGAGAGCUGUUGAGUAUUUGAGGCUCAGUACUAUUGCCAGUACUGAUAUACUGGCUACAGUGCUGGAAGAAAUGCCUCCCUUUCCAGAAAGGGAAUCUUCUAUUUUGGCUAAACUCAAGAAGAAGAAAGGUCCAGGCACAGUUACUGACCUGGAAGAGAUAAAAAAGGAGAGGAGCUCUGAUAUGAAUGGAAGUGCCGAACCUGCCUCAGUCAAUGCCAGCGCUGUUUCUACUCCUUCUCCAUCUGCUGAUCUGCUGGGUCUGGGUGCUGCCCCUAUCACCAAUUCAGCUCCUCCACCAUCCUCUAGUGGUAGCCUGCUGGUAGAUGUAUUUUCAGAUUCAGCUUCUACGGUUGCACCUCUUGCUCCUGGUUCUGAUGACAACUUUGCAAGUCCUGACCUGGCUUCAUCUGAGGUAGUUUCUGAGGAACCAGCUGAUACUGUGCAUGAUGCUGAUGAGCAUUUUCACAAGUUUGUGUGUAAAAAUAAUGGAGUCUUAUUUGAAAAUCAGUUGCUGCAAAUUGGAUUGAAAUCUGAAUUUCGACAGAACCUGGGACGUAUGUUCAUAUUCUAUGGUAAUAAGACAUCAACACAAUUCUUGAAUUUUACUCCAACAGUAAUCUGCUCAGAUGACUUACAGUCAAGCCUGAAUCUUCAGACAAAACCUGUUGACCCCACAGUUGAUGGAGGUGCACAGGUUCAACAGGUUGUGAACAUCGAAUGUGUGUCAGACUUUAUGGAAGCUCCAAUCCUGAACAUUCAAUUCAGGUAUGGCGGAACAUUUCAAAAUCUUUCAGUAAAAUUACCCAUCACACUGAAUAAAUUUUUCCAGCCAACAGAGAUGUCUUCUCAAGACUUUUUCCAGCGCUGGAAGCAACUGAGCAAUCCAAAACAAGAAGUACAGAAUAUCUUUAAAGCAAAACACCCGAUGGAUGCAGAGAUCACAAAAGCAAAGAUAAUUGGCUUUGGAUCAGCCCUUCUUGAGGAGGUAGAUCCCAAUCCUGCUAACUUUGUUGGUGCUGGUAUCAUACAUACAAAAACGACUCAGAUUGGAUGCUUGCUUCGCCUUGAACCCAACCUCCAGGCACAGAUGUACAGGCUCACACUACGAACAAGUAAAGAAGCUGUAUCUCAGAGAUUAUGUGAAUUGCUGUCAGAACAGUUUUAAUAUUAACCAUGUCAGUUUGGGUUUUUCCAUUUACAUCACUGUCAUCAUACUGCAAAUAAAUGUCUUGUACAUCACUGUCUGAGUAAUGCGAUGUUAACAAGUACCAGCUCCCUGCCUUAAUAGGACUUGACCCUUGUUUGAAAUUAAGACUAUAAAAUGUGAAGAACAGGGAAGUGACUUUUUACAUUAAAAAUGGCUUUUAGUGUGUUACACAAAGGGUGUGAGGGCUGUCUUGUGGUCUCUUUUUUGUUUUUUUUUGUUCUUGGUUUGUUGGUGGUUGUUUUUGUUGUUGUUUUUUUGGGGUUUUUUUGUGUUUGUUUUUUUUUUUUUUUCAGAGGUCAGGCUUUUAGACUUGUUAAAGGGAAAUUUAUUUAGAUGCAGUACCCAAGGAUUUCAACUGGAAAUGGCUAGUAAUAUUCUGCUUAGUGCCUUUUAACAGGUACUCCCUCUGCUCUGAGCUGAAAUAAACCAAUAUAAUUUUGAAUUCAGAUGUUAAUGUAGAGUCAAAAUUCUGUCAAGUUGCACAUUGUCACAGAUCUUGUACUGAAUGGAAGGGCAGAAUCCAAAAUGUAUUUAAAUAUGAUUUAAGUAAGAAUUUAUGUUCAGUAUCACCAAUUUUCCUAUUUGCUAAAUACAACAGGACGAGACUUAAUCUUGUAAUCCUUUACAUCUUUGUGUUUUUUGAUCUCGUGAAAGUGGGUUGAACACAAAAGCUAUUGUUAAUCCUUCUGUUUAUUGCAAAUAAUGAGGUGAGCUUCUCUGGUAGGUGGUGAAUGAAUACAUGCGUGUUCAUUGUUAGUAAAACUGAAGUUAAAUACUCCAUUCCGUGUUUUUUCUGUUUCCCAUCAGACUUAGCAAGUGAUAGUCCUAAUGAUUUGAUAUAACUAACUGCAGAGUCUGGUAUUGUAUAAAAGUAGAAGUGGGAAAAAAUGGGCCCUGGAAGUGCUGUAAAUCCUGCACUUAGAUGAAAGAGUAAUUUUAAAUAUUUUUUUUCCCCAGUGUACAGUAAUGUUAAAACUCAAGAGAGUGAGUAACUGAUACCUGAGCAGUUUCUUGUCUGUCAGUGGUGGUAAAUAGAUCCAACAUGGUAUAAAGGCUUGUGUUAAAAUGGAGAGUAGAACGCCCAAAAGUGUUAAGCUUUUGUAGUGCUUUUUACAACCAGAGCCUUUGUAACUUGUUCCACAUCAGCAGCCUCUUUGCAGAAGUAAGUGGCAACAACUUUGGCUCACACUCUGAAAACCUGGAGAUGCAACAAAGGCUGCUGAAACAAAGCAGGUGAGGUAGUGCAGUUAGAAGCUGUUGGCAGCUGUCAGUGAGUACUAUAGGUCACAAUGAAGGAAGUCAGCUGCUGCUGACAUGAGAAUUGAACCUCAGAUCAAGGUUUUCUCAAGCUUACUUAAAGGAAGCCUGAGUCUGGUGUCUCACAAUACAUACAGCCAAGUAUGCCCGUGAAAUAAAGGUUUUGAGUGAUAGUGAUGAUACUGAAAAUACACUUAAAAGUUAUUUCAUGCUGACUGGUGCACAGCAGGGGACAGGAUUCUGCAUGAUUCAGUGUGCCUUUCAUUUUUUUUUUCCCCUCUGUUUUUGAGUUGAAUUAUGGAACUGGGUGAUUAUAGUUUGGUUUGGUUGAAGGCUAGUGAUGGUACUUGUGUGCAAGUGAAAAAUGAGGAAGAAAGGUUUGGGUGUGCUGUGUAGAUUUUGGAAGAUAGUUUUGUUUCAUAGCUAUCAGAAAUUGCUGGUAGCUAUGGAUGUUAAGACAGAAAACUUGGCUGUAGACCUGGUCUUUCUGCAAAAGUUCUCCUGAACAAUUGACCCUUUUAUGGACUAUUAAGUAGUUAAUCACGACUCCUUGAUCACAGACAUUGUCUUUGAAAAUCUUCAUGAGCAGUUCCUGCAGUCAGGUUGGGCAGUUGGCAAAAUACUAAUGGACUAGCUUAUGUUUUGUGCUUUGGAUGCCAUAUGGCUCUUUUAGUACUUUUAUCUUAACUCUGCUGUUGGCUGCGACAUUAAAAAUCCAGUGUGUUGAAAUAAAGGGAGUCUUGGCAAAUAUGGAGAGGAGCUUCUAUUUCAGUUGUUCCAAAUCCUGUUGUAUAUAUGUCCCUCUGAAAAUGUUGUGUGCCCUCAGGACACCUCAAGACACUGCACUACUUGUGUUAACUUUGCUUUGGUUCAAGCUGUGCUAAAAUAUGCAUUAAAAAUGUGGGAAGGAGGGGAGUAAGGGAACAUGUCUUUUUCAGUGGUGACUGUAUUAAGCUUAUCACUGUUCACGCUUUGUAUUAAAUGUCAGCUCAAAGAAACCAUGAGCAGAAAAGUGAACAAAUUAAGGACAAGUACUUGAUUGUUUUUUUUGUGAAUGAUGGUUAAUUUACCAAAGUGAUGUAUCCUGUCAAGCAGACAAAGUAAUUUCUGCAGUAAACAGUGUUAUUGUUUCUAAGUACAGUAUUUUCAGGCAUUGACAUGUGAAAAUAACUGAAUAGCAAAAUAGGUAGCCUAUGUUCAUUCUUGACCUACACUCCAGUAUGUAACAUUUAUGGUGAUUGUCUUAUUUGUAUAAAACAAAGUUCUGUCAAAUUAAGUGGAUAAUUUUCAUAUAGAAGACUAUAUAUUAGACUAUAUUCAUCAGAAGGAUGUAUUAAGAUUAAAUAAAAGAUUAGAACAGUAAUCAAA